This is a messenger RNA of Elaeis guineensis (African oil palm), 570 nucleotides long. RefSeq lists its product as uncharacterized. NCBI's taxonomy places the organism in Eukaryota, Viridiplantae, Streptophyta, Magnoliopsida, Arecales, Arecaceae. The record is from RefSeq and is a predicted model, not a curated record.
AUGCAAGACACCGUCCAUAUCUUGUUGGACUUUUCCAACCACUCCAUCGAACGUCGAAAUCCUCUCUGUCACUGUCAAAAUAUCCUCUCCUUCGACAUCGAUGGCUUGCACCUCCUCAUCGGAGAUACCUCCAAACUGUCGAACAUUAUCGAGUCCUCUGCUGUUGGCCCUAUAGAGAAGCCACCGCACCGGACCAAUCUCAGUGCUCGCAGCCUCCACAACCUCGACCAUGGCAACCUCCGCCUCUGUACCGAAAAUCUCAAUUUUGAAAGCUACAACAACAGUGGGAUCGGGAUCGAAGAGAUUAGGAGAUGGACACCGAAAGAGGAUGAUCAGAGACUGGAGGCACAGCCGUGGGGGAGGAGGAGGAGGCCGCGGUGGUGGAGGGCGGAGGCGAAAUUCUCGCCACCGCUGCCAUGGCUGAUAGGGUGGGAUGGAUGGCGGAGCCAGUUCAUGCGUGUGGUGCGGGAGGACGGCUGGAUCAUACUCACGAUGAUUCAGAUCGAGCGGCCGGAGGUCCUCCACACCUCCCGUCGCGAAGAGAAGCGGAGAGGUCAAGGGAUGAAAUGA